Molecule: messenger RNA, 1614 nt
Organism: Bombus impatiens (common eastern bumble bee)
Lineage: Eukaryota; Metazoa; Arthropoda; Insecta; Hymenoptera; Apidae
Exons: 2
Coding region: 552-1466 (304 amino acids)
Source: RefSeq, a predicted model, not a curated record
GGGCAUACGCUUGGUCCAUCAUAUAUUUAAGUUCGAGUUUCUCGGGAUAGUACAAUGCAGUGCCACAGACAGAUCGUCGUAUAGGACCGGCAAAAUGCAUACAAUGUAGCGACCAUAGUUCCAGAAACGUCGUCUUCGGUCCGUUUUUUUUUCACAUACACAAGGAAGGUGCAUACGCGAUUAUAGGCGCGAACGGUGGCGUGACCCGAGCGUAGUGGGGGGUCGUCUCCGAGAGAAGACAAAAAAGAUGGAAGGGCGGGCAGUACCAUUGUGAGGAGUCGGAGAGUGUAAACGAAGAAGUGAGAGUGUUGCCAGAGUUGUCGUGAGAGUGUAGUCCGCGUGAAAGAGAGAGAGCGUUGGAUCCGUUGUGACGAGAGUUACAAAUUAACUAUUGCGUUGUCUAGACCAUAAUACGUUAUUGUGAUUAAUUAACAUCUGUACAAUUCAUUCAUCGUAAAUAAAUCAUCAUUAUAAUAUUAUAUUUACGAUACUACAAUUUGGGGGCUCAGCCGGGAUCUAGAGCGCUAAGUGACAAGUGAUGUCUCACAAAAAUGACUGACUACAAUGCAGGAAAAGCAGGUUUGACUGACGAGCAGGUGGCUCAGAUGCAAAUACCUGAGCUAAAAGACGAGCUGAGAAGACGACGGCUGAGAUUAGUGGGCAGAAAACGCGAGCUGAUAGAGCGAUUGCUUGCUGCGUUACGCUUAGAGCGGGAACACGGUGCGCGAGAAGACGAUCCAGAUGAUGACAACGACAGCGAUUUAGAAGACGACGACGACGACGAUGAGAUUGGCGUGAUUGGGAACUGUUUAGACGUCAACGGUCUAGGAAAUCGCGAUCUCAAUAAUCAAGACGUCGGAGUUCGGGUAACUCCAGUGAUAAGACGACCAAGGCAAGACGAGCCAGUGCUAACGCUCAUAGACGUAGAGGACUUGCUAGAGAAAUUCAGCGGAGAUGAUCUGCUAAGUAUAAAUCGGUGGAUAGAAGACUUUGAAGAAAUGGCAGAACUGUGUGGUUGGUCAGACAUCCACAUGGUAGAUUUCGCUAAGGAACUGCUCACAGGCUCCGCUGAAACUUUCGUACAACAAGAACAAUGCACAGAGUCCUGGGCGAAGCUAAAAAAGGCGAUGAAGGACAAAUUUGAGAAUGUAGUAAGUGACCAGCAAAUACAUCGGGAGUUAGCGCGUAGAACGAAGAAACCAGAUGAGAGUCUACAGCAAUAUAUGUAUAGUAUGCGUGAGACUGCGGAACAAGGAAAGGUUGAUAUACAGUCGCAAAUCGACUAUAUUAUUCAGGGUAUUCCUGACGAGGUCAUAAAUAAGGUUAUAUUAUACGGAGCCAGGAACAUGCAACAGCUGAAAGAAUGUCUUAAGCAGUACGAAGCGAUGAAAAGGGAUAUGGAAGCGGAAAAAAGAUCUGGGGAACGCAAGGACGAUAAGGGAAAACGAUCAAAAGUGCGAAAUUAGUCGAGGCAAACAAGUAGUAACAAAAGAAGAUGUUUUAAUUGUGGUGGUGAAGAUCAUUUAAGUGCUAAGUGUCCAGAGAAAGGAAAAGGUGUUAAGUGCUUCAAGUGCAACGAAUUUGGACAUAUUGCGGCGAAGUGUACAGCACGAC